Molecule: messenger RNA, 1179 nt
Organism: Selaginella moellendorffii
Lineage: Eukaryota; Viridiplantae; Streptophyta; Lycopodiopsida; Selaginellales; Selaginellaceae
Product: UDP-glucuronate 5'-epimerase
Exons: 6
Coding region: 1-1179 (392 amino acids)
Source: RefSeq, a predicted model, not a curated record
AUGUCGUAUAAAACCCGGUGCCGGCCUUUUGCGGGAGCUCAGUGUGGCUACGAAGAGCUUCAAAUGAGAAAGCAAAAAGAAUAUCGGGUUUUGAUUGUGGGUGCAAGUGGGUUUCUUGGUAGCCAGCUUGCUUUGGGAUUGGAGGCACACAAGCAUCCCAAUCUACGAUUUCUGGUGACGGGCUUGGAUGUGGAGCGUUCAGAGAGGACCCUUCUUCUUGAGAGUAAGGGUAUUGAAGUGGUUUAUGGAAGUGCUACAGAUCCAGAGUUGGCCAUGGCCGUGAUAAGGAGUAAGAAGCCAAACAUUGUGGUGGAUUUUACACAGCAAGAGCAUAGUUGGAAUUUGGAGGACAAUGAGAGAACUAUGAAGUCACUGCUUGAUGCGGCAUGCAGUGUUCCAUCCAUGCAAUGUUUCUUUUUUGCAAGCCCCAAUCGCUUUUACAUCCCUUCAAGCCGUUCUGCGGAGAAGUUAGUUGAAUCUUUGGCACCAAAGCUACCAUUUCCAGUUGUGGAAUGGAGGUUUAGUACAGUUUAUGGGAGCUAUGGUCGUCCAGAUUUUCCCUAUUACAAGUUUGUUGAUCAGAUAUUGCAUAAGACUGAUGUUCCAUUAUGGGAGCAAAGGAAAGGGCGACAAAACUAUAUAUACAUUGAUGAUGCAGUAACUGUGAUGAUCAAUAGUAUUCUAUCAAGUCACAGCAUGGGACAAGUGAAUUUAUAUGAUAUUGGGACACCAUGGCCACCUAUUCCAUUUAAAGGAGUGAUUAAGGUUGUAGAAACGCUUACAAAUCUUAAAGCUUGGAUUGUUGAAAUUGAGGAUGAGAAUCCAGGCCCUUAUGAGAUUGCAUAUGAGCCUCCUACAAAUCUAUUGCUUCUUAAAUCUUACAUUUCAUUUGAGAAAGGUAUCAAAGUCAUGCAACGACACGCUAAUGGUGAUCAAUUCGUACACUUCCGCGAACUUGGAGCUUGCAUCCACGCUAACACAAACUGGGGCAUGGCUGACACUAGUCCACCUACAGACGACUCCAUAGACGUUGAGCCUUCUCCAAAGCCGCUGAGGAGGCUCACGCAAAACCGAGAAGCAGCUAACAAGUGCUGGCUAACGAGAAAGAGUAGCUCACUAAUUUCCAGGGACACAUUCAGUGAGCAGCCCAUCCAGCAAUGCAGCGGUGUAGUGAUCUAG